Molecule: messenger RNA, 10579 nt
Organism: Dipodomys spectabilis (banner-tailed kangaroo rat)
Lineage: Eukaryota; Metazoa; Chordata; Mammalia; Rodentia; Heteromyidae
Gene: Utrn
Product: utrophin
Exons: 75
Coding region: 197-10495 (3432 amino acids)
Biological process (GO): synaptic signaling
Cellular component (GO): plasma membrane
Molecular function (GO): protein binding; zinc ion binding
Source: RefSeq, a predicted model, not a curated record
CUCCUCUGACCUCCCAACUCGCGCGCGGGCACCUCCCGGCGGCCGAUCGCGGGGCCCCCAACACCGGUGGAGCCCGGGCAGGCGCCCGCAGGCCGGCAGGUACUGAUAUUGUCAAGCUGGCCCAUUAUAUAAAGCUGACAGUCUUAUAAAGAAGAUUUAGGAGAGUCUUUGGAUUACACUGAAAUUUAUAGUCGAGAUGGCCAAGUACGGAGAGCAUGAAGCCAGGCCUGAUGAUGGGCAGAAUGAAUUCAGUGAUAUCAUUAAGUCCAGAUCUGAUGAACACAAUGACGUGCAGAAGAAAACCUUUACCAAAUGGAUAAAUGCUCGAUUUUCAAAGAGUGGAAAACCACCCAUCAAUGAUAUGUUUACAGACCUCAAAGAUGGAAGGAAGUUGCUGGAUCUUCUAGAAGGUCUCAUAGGAGUGUCAUUGCCAAAAGAACGUGGCUCCACAAGAGUGCACGCCUUAAAUAACGUGAACAGAGUGCUCCAGGUUCUGCAUCAGAACAGUGUGGAAUUAGUGAAUAUAGGAGGCACGGACAUCGUGGACGGAAACCAUAAGCUGACUUUGGGCUUACUGUGGAGCAUUAUUUUGCACUGGCAGGUGAAAGAUGUCAUGAAGGACAUCAUGUCAGACCUGCAGCAGACCAACAGCGAGAAAAUCCUGCUGAGCUGGGUGCGGCAGACAACCAGGCCCUAUAGCCAAGUCAACGUCCUCAACUUCACCACCAGCUGGACCGAUGGGCUCGCCUUCAAUGCUGUGCUCCACCAACAUAAACCUGAUCUCUUCAGCUGGGACAGAGUUGUCCAAAUGUCCCCUAUUGAGAGACUUGAACAUGCUUUCAGCCAAGCCCAGAUGUAUUUGGGAAUUGAAAAGCUGUUAGAUCCUGAAGAUAUUGCUGUGCAGCUUCCUGACAAGAAAUCGAUAAUCAUGUAUUUAACGUCAUUGUUUGAGGUGCUACCUCAGCAAAUCAGCAUAGAUGCCAUCCGUGAGGUUGAGACUCUCCCAAGGAAGUACAAGAGAGAGUGUGAGGAGGAAGACAUUCAUAUACAGGACACACCGCUGGUGGGGGAGCACUCCACCAGUCCCCUAGCCGAGACCCCCCGCACGGUCACUGAGGUGGACACGGAUCUGGACAGCUAUCAGAUAGCCCUGGAAGAAGUGCUCACCUGGCUGUUGUCUGCUGAGGACACUUUCCAGGAGCAGGAUGACAUUUCCGACGAUGUAGAAGAGGUCAAAGACCAGUUUGCCACCCAUGAAGCUUUUAUGAUGGAGCUGACCGCACACCAGAGCAGCGUGGGCAGCGUCCUGCAGGCUGGAAAUCAGCUGAUCACACAAGGCACUCUGUCGGAUGAAGAAGAGUUUGAGAUUCAGGAACAGAUGACCUUGCUGAAUGCUCGAUGGGAGGCGCUCAGGGUGGAGAGCAUGGAGCGGCAGUCCCGGCUACACGACGUGUUGAUGGAUCUGCAAAAGAAGCAGCUGCAGCAGCUCUCGGCCUGGUUAACCCUCACCGAAGAUCGCAUCCAGAAGAUGGAAAGCCGUCCCCUUGAGGAUGACUUACCAUCCCUGCAAAAGCUGCUUGAAGAGCACAAAAGUUUGCAAAAUGACCUUGAGGCUGAGCAGGUAAAGGUAAAUUCCCUGACUCACAUGGUGGUCAUAGUUGAUGAAAACAGUGGCGAGAGUGCUACGGCUAUUCUGGAAGACCAGCUGCAGAAACUCGGAGAGCGCUGGACAGCUGUGUGCCGUUGGACUGAAGAACGCUGGAACAGGUUACAAGAAAUCAAUAUAUUGUGGCAGGAAUUAUUGGAAGAACAGUGCUUGUUAAAAGCUUGGCUCAUUGAAAAAGAAGAAGCUUUGAAUAAAAUCCAGACGAGCAACUUCAAAGACCAAAAGGAACUCAGUGUCAGUGUUCGGCGUCUGGCUAUUUUGAAGGAAGACAUGGAAAUGAAGCGCCAGACAUUGGAUCAGCUGAGCGAGAUCGGCCAGGAUGUGGGUCAAUUACUUGCAAAUCCCACAGCAUCUAAGAAGAUGAACAGCGACUCGGAAGAACUGACUCAGAGAUGGGAUUCUUUGGUCCAGAGACUAGAAGAUUCCUCCAACCAGGUGACUCAGGCUGUGGCCAGGCUGGGGAUGGCACAGAUUCCUCAGAAGGAUCUUCUGGAGACCGUUCGCCUAAGAGAACAAGUCACCACGAAAAAGUCUAAGCAGGAGCUGCCCCCACCUCCUCCCCCAAAGAAGAGACAGAUCCACGUGGAUGUGGAGGCUAAGAAAAAGUUUGAUACAGUGAGUGCAGAGCUGUUGAACUGGAUUUUGAAAUUCAAGACUGCCAUUCAGACCACAGAGAUAAAAGAGUAUAAGAAGAUGCAAGACACUUCAGAAUUGAAAAAGAAGUUGAAGGGACUAGAAAAGGAGCAGACAGAAAGAAGCCCCCGCCUGGAUGAGCUAGACCAAACUGGACAAAUUCUUCUGGAGCAAAUGGGCAAAGAAGGCCUUUCUACUGAAGAGAUAAAAAGCAUCCUGGAGAAGGUUUCCUCAGGGUGGAAGCACACGUCUCAGCGUCUGGAUGAUCUUGCUAGGAAGAUUCGCCUUCAGGAGGAUAUCAACACUUACUUCCAGCAGCUCGACGAGCUUGAGAAGGUCCUCAAGAUGAAGGAGGAGUGGUUACAGCUCACUUUCUCUUCUGCAUCUCCCCACCAGUCCUUGCCACUUUUGAAGGAUUCCUACCAGAGGGAAUUGACAGACCUCCUUAGCCUCCACCCCAAGAUGGAAACAGCACGUGCAAGCUGCUCAGCUCUGAUGUCUCAGCCUUCUGUCCCGGAUUUUGUCCAGCAGGCCUUCGAUGGCUUCUUAAGGCACUACCAAGCUGUGCAGAAGGAGAUGGAGGAUUGUCACCAGCAGCUAGAGCGUGACCUGAAGAGCCAACCUGGACAUGCGUAUUUGGAAACAUUGGAAACGCUGAAGGACAUGCUGGAUGACUUAGAAAACAAAGCCCAGACACCGCUGACUGACCUUAAUGAUCUUACAAAGCUGGAGGAGGCCCUCCAAGGAAAAAAGGCCCUUGAUGAAAUCCUUGAGAAUCAGAAACCUAUGUUACAUAAACUUACAGAAGACACAAAGGCAUUAGAGAAAAAUGUGCUUCCUGAUGUAGAAAAGACAUAUAAGAAAGAACUCAACGAUGCCCGAGGAAAAUGGAACAAACUCAAGACCAAGGUUUCCAAAGAUCUACAUUUGCUUGAAGAAACUGCCUCGAAACUCAGAGCUUUUGAGGCUGAUUCAGAAGUCAUCCAGAAGUGGACAGAAGGAGUGAAAGACUUCUUAAUGAAAGAGCAGGCUGCCCAAGGGGAUGUGGCCGGUCUCCAGCGGGAGCUUGGCCAGUGUGCUGCCUUUGCCAAUGAAAUAGAAACAAUUGAAUUGUCUCUGAAAAACAUGAAAGAAAUAGAGACUAACCUUCGAAGCUGUCCAAUUUCUGGAAUCAAAACUUGGGUGCAGACAAGACUAGUUGACUGCCAAACCCAACUGGAGAAAUUUAGCAAGGAGAUUGCUGUUCAGAAGAACAGGUUGAGUGAAAGUCAGGAAAAAGCAGUGAACCUGAAGAAAGACUUGGCGGAGAUGCAGGAGUGGAUGAGCCAGGCGGAGGAGGAAUAUCUGGAGCGGGACUUUGAGUACAAGUCGCCGGAAGAGCUGGAGGGUGCUGUGGAUGAAAUGAAGAGAGCAAAAGAGGACGUGUUGCAGAAGGAGGUGAGAGUGAAAAUUCUCAAGGACAAUAUCAAGUUAUUAGCUGCCAAGGUGCCCUCUGGUGGCCAGGAGCUGACAUCUGAGCUGAACGUAGUGCUGGAGAAUUACCAGCUUCUUUGUAAUAGAAUUCGAGGAAAAUGCCACACACUGGAGGAAGUCUGGUCUUGCUGGAUCGAGCUGCUUCACUAUUUGGAUCUUGAGACCACGUGGUUGAACGCUUUGGAAGAGCGCGUGCGCAGCACAGAGGACCUGCCCGAGAGGACAGAUGCAGUCAGCGAAGCCCUGGAGUCUCUGGAAUCAGUUUUACGCCACCCAGCAGAUAAUCGCACCCAGAUUCGGGAACUUGGGCAGACUCUGAUCGAUGGUGGAAUCCUGGAUGACAUAAUCAGUGAGAAACUGGAGGCUUUUAACAGCCGCUACGAAGAGCUAAGCCACCUGGCGGAGAGCAAGCAGAUUUCUUUGGAAAAGCAACUGCAGGUCCUGCGAGAAACUGACCACAUGUUUCAGGUGCUGCAGGAGAGCCUGGGGGAGCUGGAUAAACAGCUAACCAACUACUUGACGGACAGGGUUGAUGCCUUCCAGGUUCCGCAAGAAGCUCAGAAAAUCCAAGCAGAGAUCUCUGCCCAUGAGCUCACUCUAGAGGAGCUGAGAAGGAAUCUGCGUUCCCAGCCCCCUGUGUUCCCGGAGGGAAGGACCAGCAGAGGGGGCAGCCAGAUGGAGCAGCUGCAGAGGAAACUUCGAGAAGUGUCCACGAAAUUUCAGCUCUUCCAGAAGCCUGCAAAUUUUGAACAGCGCAUGCUGGACUGUCAGCGUGUACUGGCUGGUGUGAAAUCUGAGCUCCACAUCCUUGAGGUGAAGGACGUGGACCCCGAGGUCAUCCAGACACACCUGGACAAGUGUAUGAAACUGUAUAAAACUUUGAGUGAGGUCAAGCUGGAAGUGGAGACAGUCAUCAAAACCGGAAGACACAUUGUGCAGAAGCAGCAGACAGACAACCCCAAGGGGAUGGAUGAGCAGCUGACCUCUCUGAAGGUCCUCUACAAUGACCUGGGCGCACAGGUGACAGAAGGAAAGCAAGGACUGGAAAGGGCUUCUCAGCUGGCCAGGAAGGUGAAAAAAGAGGCCGCCUGCCUCUCCGAGUGGCUAUCUGCUACCGAGGCAGAGUUGGUGCAGAAGUCCACUUCCGAGGGUGCGCUGGGUGACGUGGACGCAGAAAUCUCCUGGGCUAAAAAUGUCCUGAAGGAUCUGGAAAAGAGAAAAGCUGACUUAAACACCAUCACUGAGAAUAGCGCUACCCUCCAGAACUUGAUCCCUGGCAGUGAACCUGUGUUAGAGGAAAAGCUCUGCGUCCUUAAUGCUGGGUGGAGCCGAGUCCGUACCUGGACCGAGGAUUGGUGUAGUACCUUGCUGAACCACCAGCGCCAGCUGGAAGUGUUCGAUGGGAAUGUUGCUCACAUAAGUACCUGGCUUUAUCAAGCCGAAGCUCUGCUGGAUGAGAUUGAAAAAAAGCCAGCCAGUAAACGGGAAGAAAUCGUGAAGCGUUUAAUUUCUGAGCUGGAUGAUGCCAGCCUCCAGGUAGGAAAUGUUCGUGACCAGGCUAUGGCUCUGAUGAAUGUGCGGGGGAGUGCUGGCAGAGAGCUGGUGGAACCAAAGUUAGCUGAGCUGAACAGAAACUUUGAAAAGGUGUCGCAACACAUCCGAAGUGCGAGAUUGCUAAUUGGUCAGGAGCCAGUAUCAUACCAAGGCCUGGUCACUACAGAAACAUUGGAUGCAAGUGUAUCUGUCUCAGACAUGGAAAAAUUAGAAAAUGACAUUGAAAAUAUGUUGAAAGUUGUGGAAAAACAGUUGGAAUCCAGAGAUGGCAAUGAAAAGGUGGAGGAGGAGGGAGCCCAGAUUGAGGAAGUUCUACAGAGGGGCGAACACAUAUUACAUCAGCCCAUGGAGGAUAAUGAGAAAGAAAAGAUUCGUUUGCAGUUGCUACUUUUGCAUACAAGAUACAACAAAAUUAAGGCAACUCAUGCUCAACAGAGGAAAACAAGUCAACCUGCUUCUGGAAUUAAAUCAUCAUCUCUUCCUACUGAUUAUCUGGCUGAAGUUAACAAAGUCUUGCAUACAGUUGACGAUGUUGAAUUGCUGCUGAGAGUUCCAGAGCUGAACAUGGCUGUGUGUGAGGACUACUCUCUUCAGGAAGACUGUCUGAAGAAUAUCAAAGAUCGGUUGGACAAACUUGGAGAGCAGAUUGCAGUCAUUCAUGAAAAGCAGCCUGAUGUGAUUCUAGAAGCCUCUGGACCCGAAGCCAUCCAGAUCAGGGAUUUGCUCUCACAGCUGAAUGCAAAAUGGGACAAAGUCAAUAGAAUGUACAAUGAUCGUAGAAGCUAUUUUGACAGGGCCAUAGACGACUGGAAACGGUUCCAUUGCCACAUCUCUGACCUCACGGUCUGGAUACGGGAGGCUGAGGAGUUACUGGCUGAGACUUACGCUCCGGAUGGCAGCCUGGACCUGGAGAAAGCCCGGGUGCAUCAGCAGGACCUGGAGGAGGGCAUCAGCAGCCACCAGCACAGCCUGGCAGCCAUAAACCGCAUCUGGGACAGCUUUGUGCAGACAUCCUCCCCUGGGAAGGGAAGCUUCCUGCAGGACAAGGUGGCGACCGUGAACCGCUGUUGGAACUCCAUCCUUGCAGAAGUGAAGGGCCGGCAGCCAAGGCUGAAAAAAGAAAGUCAGCAGGUGAUGGAAUACAGGAUGAAGAUGGACGAGAUGAUUUGCUGGGUAAACAAGGCUGACAAUACCAUGCAAAAGAAGUCAGCCACUGAGGCAGAAGCAAACUUGGCAGAAUUAGCAGAAUUAACCCAAGAGUUGGAAGCACAAGCAGAAAAGCUCAAAUGGCUGAACAGAGCAGAAUUGGAGAUGCUCUCAGAUCAAAGUCUGAGUUUACAUGAAAGAGAGAAACUUUCAGAAAGCCUAAGAACCAUAAACACCACGUGGAACAAGAUGUGCAGAGAAGUUCCUGGCCUUCGGAAGCCUCCCCUCCCGGAGCCCUGCUCUGUCUCUCAGACAAGGAUUGCUGUUCAUUCUAAUGUCCAAAAGGUGGCGCUAGUAUCAUCCGCUUCAGACAUCCCUGUGCAGUCUUAUCGAGCCCCGGACAUCUCGGUUCCUGCUGAUCUGGAUAAAACCAUCACAGAACUAGCAGACUGGCUGGUAUUGAUUGACCAGAUGCUGAAGUCCAACAUUGUCACUGUUGGGGAUGUGGAGGAGAUUAAUAAGACAGUUUCCCGGAUGAAAAUCACAAAGGCUGACUUAGAACAGCGCCAUCCUCAGCUCGAUUAUGUCUUCACAUUGGCACAGAAUUUGAAAAACAAAGCUUCUAGUUCAGAUCUGAGAACUGCCAUCACAGAAAAAUUGGAGACAGUGCAGAGCCAGUGGGACAGCACGCAGCACGGGGUGGAGCUGCGGCGGCGGCAGCUGGAGGACAUGGCCGUGGACAGCCUUCGGUGGGACGACCACAGGGAAGAGACGGAGGAGCUGCUGAGAAGAUACGAGGCGCGGCUCUACAUGCUCCAGCAGGCCCGCAGGGAGCCGCUCACCAAGCAGCUUGCUGACAGUCAACUGUUGCUUCAAGAGCUGGGUCCCGGGGAUGGCAUUGUCAUGGCGUUUGAUAAUGUACUGCAGAAGCUGCUAGAAGAAUAUGGAAGCGAUGACACAAGGAAUGUGAAAGAAACCACCGAGUACUUGAAAACAUCGUGGAUCAAUCUAAAACAAAGCAUUGCGGACAGACAGAGCGCCUUGGAGGCUGAGCUGAAGACAGUGCAGUCCUCUCGCCGAGACCUAGAGAACUUCCUGAAAUGGCUUCAAGAAGCAGAAACCACAGCGAAUGUGCUUGCGGACGCCUCUCAGCGGGAGAACGCUCUUCAGGACAGCAUCCUGGCCAGCGAGCUCAAACAGCAGCUGCAGGACAUCCAGGCAGAAAUUGAUGCCCAUAAUGACAUAUUUAAAAGCAUUGAUGGAAACAGACAGAAGAUGGUAAAAGCCCUGGGGAAUUCUGAAGAGGCUACUAUGCUUCAACAUCGACUGGACGACAUGAACCAAAGAUGGAAUGACUUGAAAGCAAAAUCGGCUAGCAUCAGGGCCCAUUUGGAGGCUAGUGCAGAGAAAUGGAACAGGCUCCUGGUGUCGUUAGAAGAACUGAUCAAAUGGCUGAAUAUGAAAGACGAAGAGCUUAAGAAACAGAUGCCUAUUGGAGGGGAUGUUCCAGCCUUACAGCUCCAGUAUGACCAUUGUAAAGCACUGCGACGAGAGUUAAAGGAAAAAGAAUAUUCCAUCCUGAAUGCUGUAGACCAAGCUCGAGUUUUCCUGGCUGAUCAGCCAAUUGAGGCCCCUGAAGAACCGAGAAGGAACAUCCAAGCAAAAGCAGAAUUGACUCCAGAGGAGAGAGCCCAGAGGAUUGCCAAAGCCAUGCGCAAACAAUCUUCUGAAGUGAAAGAGAAAUGGGAGAGUCUAAAUGCUGUCAUCAGUAACUGGCAAAAGCAAGUGGACAAGGCAUUGGAGAAGCUCAGAGACCUGCAGGGAGCGAUGGACGACCUGGACGCAGACAUGAAGGAGGCAGAGGCGGUGCGCAAUGGCUGGAAGCCUGUGGGAGAUUUGCUCAUUGACUCGCUGCAGGAUCACAUUGAAAAGACCAUGGCAUUUAGAGAAGAAAUCGCACCAAUCAACUUAAAAGUGAAAACAAUGAAUGAUUUGUCUAGCCAGCUGUCUCCCCUUGACCUGCAUCCCUCUCUAAAGAUGUCUCGUCAGCUGGAUGACCUUAAUAUUCGAUGGAAACUUCUACAGGUUUCCGUGGAUGAUCGUCUUAAGCAGCUUCAGGAGGCCUAUCAAGAUUUCGGACCAGCUUCUCAGCAUUUUCUCUCCACCUCAGUGCAGCUGCCAUGGCAAAGAUCCAUUUCACAUAACAAAGUGCCCUAUUACAUCAACCAUCAAACCCAGACAACCUGUUGGGAUCAUCCUAAAAUGACUGAACUCUUUCAGUCCCUUGCUGACCUGAAUAAUGUACGUUUCUCUGCUUACCGCACGGCAAUCAAAAUCCGAAGGCUGCAGAAAGCUCUGUGUUUGGAUCUCUUAGAGCUGAAUACAACAAAUGAAGUUUUCAAACAGCACAAGCUGAACCAAAAUGACCAGCUGCUUAGUGUCCCAGAUGUCAUCAACUGUCUGACCACAACUUAUGAUGGACUUGAACAAUUGCAUAAGGAUCUGGUCAACGUUCCACUCUGUGUGGACAUGUGUCUCAACUGGUUGCUCAAUGUAUAUGACACGGGCCGGACUGGAAAAAUUAGAGUGCAGAGUUUGAAGAUUGGAUUGAUGUCUCUCUCCAAAGGUCUCUUAGAAGAAAAAUACAGAUUUCUCUUUAAGGAGGUGGCAGGGCCGACAGAGAUGUGUGACCAGCGCCAGCUUGGCCUGUUACUUCAUGAUGCCAUCCAGAUUCCUCGGCAGCUGGGAGAAGUGGCCGCAUUUGGAGGAAGUAAUAUUGAGCCUAGUGUCCGCAGCUGCUUCCAGCAGAAUAACAACAAGCCAGAAAUCAGCGUGAAAGAGUUUAUAGACUGGAUGCGUUUGGAGCCACAGUCCAUGGUGUGGCUGCCGGUUCUGCAUCGAGUGGCAGCAGCUGAGACUGCAAAACAUCAGGCCAAGUGCAACAUCUGCAAAGAAUGUCCAAUCGUUGGAUUCAGGUAUAGAAGCCUAAAACAUUUUAACUAUGAUGUCUGCCAAAGUUGCUUUUUUUCUGGUCGGACAGCGAAAGGUCACAAAUUACAUUACCCGAUGGUGGAGUAUUGCAUACCGACAACAUCUGGAGAGGAUGUGCGAGACUUCACCAAGGUGCUGAAGAACAAGUUCAGGUCAAAGAAAUACUUUGCCAAACACCCUCGGCUUGGUUACUUGCCGGUCCAGACAGUUCUCGAGGGGGACAACUUAGAGACUCCUAUCACCCUCAUCAGUAUGUGGCCAGAGCACUAUGACCCCUCACAUUCCCCCCAGCUAUUUCAUGAUGACACUCACUCAAGAAUAGAGCAGUAUGCUACCCGCCUGGCCCAGAUGGAAAGAACUAACGGGUCUUUCCUCACUGAUAGCAGCUCUACCACAGGAAGUGUGGAGGACGAGCAUGCCCUUAUCCAACAGUACUGCCAGACACUGGGUGGGGAGUCUCCCGUCAGCCAGCCCCAGAGCCCAGCCCAGAUCCUGAAGUCUGUCGAAAGAGAAGAACGUGGAGAACUGGAAAGGAUUAUUGCUGACCUGGAGGAAGAGCAAAGGAAUCUCCAGGUGGAAUACGAGCAGCUCAAGGAGCAGCAUCUGCGAAGGGGGCUGCCUGUCGGUUCCCCUCCCGACUCCAUUGUAUCUCCUCACCACACAUCUGAAGAUUCCGAGCUCAUCGCGGAAGCCAAACUCCUUCGGCAGCACAAAGGCCGGCUGGAGGCCAGGAUGCAGAUUUUAGAAGAUCACAACAAACAGCUGGAGUCUCAGCUGCACCGCCUUCGCCAGCUGCUGGAGCAGCCUGAAUCCGAUUCCCGAAUCAAUGGCGUCUCCCCGUGGGCUUCCCCCCAGCAUUCUGCACUGAGCUAUUCGCUUGACCCGGACCCAGGUCCACAGUUCCACCAGGCAGAGGAUCUGCUGGCCCCACCUCGUGACACCAGCACGGACCUCACCGAGGUCAUGGAGCAGAUCAACAACACAUUUCCAUCUUGCUGCGCAAAUGUCCCCAGCAGGCCACAGGCAAUGUGAAGCAUUCAUCUAGCCAAACAUUUCCCGACUCAGUAUUGCCCGUUUCUGCAAAUGCCAAUUCCAAGUUCCAUUAAAUCCAAGGCG